UGUUUGUAUUUUGUUGUUUAGAUUUAAAAAACUCAAUAAUAUUUGUGAUUCAUGCCUAAAAAAAUUAUGCGAAGCAUGUGUGUCUUGAGUCCAAAAGCCAUGUAACAUUGAAAAAGAACCUAAGCAGAUUUAAGGCGAUGACUAAAAUGAUUUGUAACCGAAAGUAUAAGUCUAAGUGAAUCACAAUUUCAAUGAAUCUCACUACUCUGUUGCUGUUACUAUGACGAAUGAUGGCAAGGAGAACAUCAGACAUGUUACCUGCACCAACCAUACUACUAGAUCUGACAGAGAUUUGUUCAGAGUAUGCCCCUCAAAACUGAGCAAGCGUGAAUUAGAAGACCUCUAUUUUUCCUUGCUGGAGAACAACAAGCAGCUCAAGAAGACAGUCAAUGGGCAGCGGGACCAGGUCAAGUUGCUAACGACGAAGGUCAAUAGAAUGACUGCCCAGAAGAAAGCAUUGGGUAAUCUGAACAAAGACUGCUGUGCCAGUACCACGGCAAUUAUUAACGAACAGAAAGAAUCCAUAGCAGAUCUAAAGAAUGCAAACGAGAGGCUUUCAGACAGGAUCCGUCUCCUGAACAUGAGACUAUGUUCCGCCAAGCAGUUCCUCAGACGCAACCCCGCCCAGUCUACAAUGCGCUGUGCUAAAUGCUGCCUCACGCCAAACACAUCAGUCAAAAAUUCAUCAAUGAGCGCGCUCAAUACUAAGGGAAGUGGUCCAAAGCUUCAGAAUCAAACUGAAGCUAGUUCCUAUCAAUUCCUUAAUAAGACAGAAAGUUCAAGCAUCAAAGCUGAAGAAAUAGAAGCAAAUCAAACUGAAAUGAAAGACGAACCUUGUCAACAAAACAAAUGUCGAACUGUGAUGGAUGAAUUGAAACAGAAGAUUGAGAACUUAGAAGAGGAACUAUCUAAAACACAUGAACAAUAUUCUGAGCGUAUGCAUAAACUGGAGGAACAAAUGCGUGACUUGCGCAUAGAAAAUACAAGAGCGAGAGCACUUCAAGUAGAGAGUCACCACAGAUUAGAACUAGGCGAGAAAAAAGCUGGAGAAUUGUUGCAUAAACUACGUGAUGCUGAAAUGCAGUGUGACAAUCUAGCAACUGAGCUACAAAUUGAAAGGAGCAAAGUAUCUGAACUCGAGACUCAAGUGAAAGCAGCCGACAUAUCGAGCCAGGUCGCUGAAGCUUUAGAGAAGCACUUGAAAAAUAAUAUUAUGAUAAAGCAAAGGCCAAGUAUGGUUCACAACAAAUCGGAGCUACCAACGUUGAACAUUUGUGAUUCUGAUUGGAAUUAUAGUCCAACGGUAGUAGUCCCUAAUAAUUCAGAAAUAUCGAAAUUUGCUGAACUAGACAAGGAUAAGGUAAAGAGCUCGGAUGACUCUGGAUACGCUGAGAAGUAUGAUAAUGAUGACAAAAAGGAUGGUGCAAAAACUGACCAUAAUAUUUUGGAUCAAAUAGAAGCUCAACUGAAUAAUCUUAAACUUUCUAUGAAAAACAAAAACACAGGUGAUGAUUUGAAAAACGUAAUGGUGGACUGCUGCCAAAAAAGCAAGUCGGAAUCAAAUGAAACGUAUGCUGCGGUAGGCGCAAACUCUAGGCUUAGCGAUGACAUCUUCCACCCCACCAUGGUUCCCAUUGACCGAACUGACCAAUCCUCAUCUACUUCUCGAGCACCUGAUUUCCUACUGUUACUGGAAGAUAAAAACAGAAGUCCUAAAACGAUCUCAACCAAACCCCUUAAUAAGUUCGAUCCACUCAGCAAAUUCCAAAUGUCUUCUCCAUUACCUGUAGAUGUACCUAGAAUGCCAUAUUUUGGAGAAAAUAGCGAAAACUCAAAAAGCUUAAACAAUUCUAAGCAAAGUGUAAAGGACUUUACCAAUGAUUUUGGUUUUGAAAAACAUUUAAAUGAAAAUCGUGACGCAAUCGGAGAUGUUGAGAAGGAAAAUGAUGAUAUGAAUAUAGAAGACUAUAAUAUAAAUGCUGAUCUCAAUACAAAUGAUGAAAUAUUAAAUGAUUAUGAAAAGAAAAGAAGACGAUCCAGUCUUAAAACUCCUAAUCCAAAUAAAAAUAAAGAUUUAUCCGUCAGCUAUGAUCAAAAUAAAAUUAUAGUAGGUUCCACUGUAAAAAUAAAUAAAGAAACUCAAGAAAAUGAUAACGGUAAAUUUAUCCAUGCAUCGUUCCAAGAAGAAAGUGACUCCAGCACAGUCAAGAGAAAAAAUCAUUAUAAAAAAGAAAAUUCGGAUAGUACACCUCAUGACGAAUCAUAUUUAGAUAUAAGAGUAUCUGAAAAAGAAUGUGACUUAAACACAAAUAUCAAUAAAAAAGAGGAAGAAAAGUUGGCAACUAUAAGAGAUGAAAUAAAUUAUAUUUAUAGUGACGUACAAAAACCACAAAAUAUUGAUGCGACUAAAAAUGCUGAAUCACCUGCUGGUACUAGUUCAGGUAAUUCAACGUACACGGUUGAAGGUAAACCUUCUCAGAGUAAAGUGACUAGAGAUGCAACCUAUCACAUUGAGAACGAGAGUAAGGAUACAAAUAUACAGGUUCAAAAUGAGAAUAAUCAUCUGGAUGUUUGCCAAGGUCACGCCCGUAUUUGCAUGUGUCCGCAUAUUCGUCAUCAUGACGUCUCCCUGUUCCGCAUAUGUAGUGGCACCUUGAGAUAUAAAACCACUACAAGAACGAAAAAUAAGCUCAGACAAUGCCAUUGCAUGAGGAAUUCUAAGACAGACAUGCACACGGAUUGUUCUCCAGGGUUUGUAGGAAAAAAAUCAUCAAUCAAUGGCCAGCCAGUUAAAUCUCAGAAGCUACAGCCUAUAGACACGUCUACCCCCAACCACCAGAAGACCUACAACGUGGAAGCUGAAGUGACUCGUUCUACCUCGCCUGAUAACACGGAUCAUGAAAUAUCAUCGCUGACGGACUUGCCCAAUGAAGACAAAAGUCCUCGAGACUACAUCUCCCCUGGUGAAGAAAAACCCACAUCGACGUUUUCUGACUCCUAUGCUACGGCCACCACCACGGACUAUGGCUCUUUGAGUCUGGGAGAAGUGCCUAUCACUGGAGCUAAAAGACUAUCUGAUAUACGAGUGAGAGAUAAAACAACUGAUUCGAUUGAUAUAUCAACGAAGUCUUACAAAAUGGAGGAGGCUCUGCACGCUAUAAGCGAAGAGCUAACGCGCUGCCGGGAGUUGCUGCAAGGACAGCUACCGGUCCAGGUGAUACCCGGCCUGCUCUCAGACUAUAGAGAUGAUAAAUACUAGCGUAGGAUAGAUAGAUGAUGCUUAGAUAGAAAAGAAUAAACUACAGGAGUGCAUUGUUGUUGGCAGAUAGAUAGGUAGUAAUAAGCGAAGAGCUACUGGUUAGAUACUAGCUAUAGAUGGACCUAGAUAGAUGAUGCUUAGAUAGAAAAGAGUAUACAGAAGAAUGGUGCAUUAUUGUUGGCAGAUAGAUAAAUAGUUUUAAGCGAAGAGCUACUGGAUAGAUACUAGCGUAGGAUAGAUAGACGAUGCUUAGAUUAAAAAAGGUAAAAGUACAGAAGAAGAGAGUGUUGUUGUUUUUCCAAUAGAUAGGUAAUAAUUAUAAACGAAAAGUGACUGGAUAGAUAUAUUGUAGGAUAGAUAAAUGAUGCUAAGACAGAAAAGAGUACAGUAUUGUUGUUCGCAAAUAGACAGGUACUAGGUAGUACUAGGUCGUUAUAAGCGAAGAGCUACAGGAUAGAUACUAACGUGGGAUAGAUAGUUGAUGCUUAGAUAGAAAAGAAUAAUGUACAGAAGAAGAGAGUAUUGUUGUCGGCAGAUAGGUAAGUGAUAAUAAGCUAUAAGCGAAGAGCUACUCGAUAGAUACUAGGAUAGAAAGAUGAUGUUUAGAUAGGAAAGAGUAGAGUACAAAAGAAGAUUGUAUUCUUGUUGGCAUAUGCCAAAUAUUCACAAAUGAAAUGUCUACCUAUCUAUCUAGACAGGUAGACAUUUCAUUUGUGAAUAUUUGUAAGCUCUGAUAGUUUCUAAAAUUUGGAAAAAAGAAUGCUUGUUUAUUGGUUUGUCAUUCAAUCACGUAGCAACGAAACAACGGAUCGACGUGGUUUUUUGCACGGGUAUUGUUAGUGAGUGUCAUAUUAUGCUGCUUUUAGUCCUGCAAAAUUAAGGUUCCCACGGGAUUAUUUUAUGGGCAUCAGUUAUCGAGGCGAUUUGUUAUCGGUCAAUCUUCGUGCAAGUCACAUCAAUGUGUUUACAGCUUUUGUUUAGUGCGACAUGUCUACGUAUAAAUAAUAUUAAUACUAUCAAAAUUAUAUACUUUGGUUGUGUUAAAGUUUUCCAGUAUAUUGUGUAGCUAAGUUUGUACUUAAACAGUAUGUAGAUAGAUAGCUAUAAUAAUUAAGUAUGUACCUACAUUUUUGUUUUCUAAUUGGUGAAAGUUCCUAUAUAUUGCGUAAUGCAU
This is a messenger RNA of Maniola jurtina (meadow brown), 4433 nucleotides long. Its product is annotated as interaptin-like. The record is from RefSeq and is a predicted model, not a curated record. Bases 221 to 3259 code for a protein of 1012 amino acids. NCBI's taxonomy places the organism in Eukaryota, Metazoa, Arthropoda, Insecta, Lepidoptera, Nymphalidae. The transcript has 18 exons.